This is a messenger RNA of Daphnia magna, 997 nucleotides long. Its product is annotated as ceramide-1-phosphate transfer protein. The record is from RefSeq and is a predicted model, not a curated record. Gene Ontology annotation, molecular function: ceramide 1-phosphate binding; ceramide 1-phosphate transfer activity. Gene Ontology annotation, biological process: intermembrane lipid transfer; ceramide transport. NCBI's taxonomy places the organism in Eukaryota, Metazoa, Arthropoda, Branchiopoda, Diplostraca, Daphniidae. Bases 174 to 812 code for a protein of 212 amino acids. The transcript is spliced from 4 exons. Gene Ontology annotation, cellular component: cytoplasm; membrane; cytosol.
CAUCCAUUUGAGCCAUAUGCUGUCUUGAUUAAGCCCUUAUCAGCUUACAAAUCUAUAAGAAAUUAUGAUAGGCUACCUGUUAACGGGAUUGUAUCAGUGAACCGUCUUACCUCGCCCUCGUUUACUUGAAGUUUUCGUAUUUUGCUUUGACAACUAAAAAAAAAGUGUUGGAAAUGUCGUCCUCCGAAAAAAAGUUCGAUCUUGAUUAUUUACAUAUUAAAUUAUCUGCGGUUUACGAAAAGUCCUCUAGACUUGAUAUGGAUUCUUACAUCAAUGCUUACAUAGAAUUUAACAAGUUUUUUGGUUUAAUGGGCACAGUAUUUGGUUUUGUGUCCUCUGAUGUGACCAGCAAACUUGAAAUAUUACAGGCUUUAAGGCAAGGCCCCAAUGGUCAAUAUUUUGAAACCAUUGAGGACAUGAUCAUGUACGAAGAGAAGGAAAACAAAUUCAGUGAUUCAAAGUAUAUAUCUGGAAGCCGUACUUUGUUGCGCCUACAUAGAGCUUUAUUGUUUAUUGCCUUGUUUCUUGAAGAGCUCUUCCAGCUGAAGUCAGAUGAUAAGCUUUCAGGAGUUUGUCAGAAAACAUACAGUGCCACACUAGGCCAGUAUCAUCCCUGGAUUAUUCAAAAAGCUGCAAUUAUGGCAAUGUAUGCUCUACCUACCAAAUUUGGGCUUUUGCAACGGAUUAAGGGCCCCAAUGAAACUGAAGAACACUAUGCUGAACUACUUCCUAAAGCUGUGAAUGCUAUGAAAGAGGUUUACAAUAAAACCCAAAAAUUGUACCAGGACCACAACAUACUUGAGCUGCCUUAAAGUCUUCAGGUGUUUUGCAUACCACAAUCAAGCAAUAACCCAACAUUUGUGUACAAAUGGUAAAUUUUUUACUUAUUAAAAAUGCUUUGACCAGACCAAAGAUGGAAGAAUAACAAAUGUGUCAACUAAAUUUGGGGUAGUGUUGGCUUACGCUAAACUAUAAUAAAACAAAGUUUAACAUUUUA